This is a messenger RNA of Alosa alosa (allis shad), 3441 nucleotides long. RefSeq names its product transmembrane channel-like protein 2-A. Gene Ontology annotation, cellular component: plasma membrane. Lineage: Eukaryota; Metazoa; Chordata; Actinopteri; Clupeiformes; Clupeidae. Gene Ontology annotation, biological process: detection of mechanical stimulus involved in sensory perception of sound; vestibular reflex. The record is from RefSeq and is a predicted model, not a curated record. The transcript is spliced from 22 exons. Gene Ontology annotation, molecular function: mechanosensitive monoatomic ion channel activity.
UUGGUGGUAUAUUUCAGAUGCCUUCACGUUCUAAAUGUGUUGCUCUUCAGAAAAUACGUUUUUUUUCCAAGUGAUUUGGGAUUUUGUACCAGCAAGCAGGUGACAUGUUCGCUCUCUGUAAGUUUUGCACACUCUUUUGUGUGUGAGGUCAUUAAGCGUCGUCAUGGCGACUGGGAGUCGGUAACAUGAUGGCAGAACUGAGCCCUGAGGUGCCUCACCGAAAUUCCAGAACAGAUCAUCAGAGAAACGACACAGAAUGCCGCGAAGAGAAACAGCAAGGAAAUUGGAGGAUGUGGGAAUAGAUAUUGACGGCGAAGUGGAAACCGGGAGUGAGGGACACCAAACCCAAGGCCAAUGGUAGAGGAAGGCAAGCCGCGGGCAGAAGGGGCAAAAGAUGGAGAGCGAAGAUGCAGAGGAUGAUGAAGACAAAGAGGACGAAGCUCCUCGGAACAAACGAGCGGCCAACAGGAGGAAGGCGGGAAAGAAGGCCAAGGACACUGAGGACGAAAGCGAAGGGGAGUCCAAGGCAGGGGGCAGAGGGAGGAACAAGAAGGGGGGAGGGAAAAAAGGGAAGGAGGAGCAGAAGGGCAAAGGGAAAGGAAAAGACGAUGAUAAAGAGGAGCAAAAGGGCAAAAAGAAGAAAGGCAAUGGAAGCAGCUCGGACUCCAAGACCGAUUCUGAAGAGGAGGAGUCCAUGUCCGAAGGAGAGUUGGCCCGACUCACAGAGGAGGUGGAGGAGAAGAAGAAGCUCAUUGCCAACAUCAGAACCAAGCCAUGGCGGAUGAGACGCCGCCUGACAGUUCUCAAAGAGUCCCAGGAGUUUGUGGACAAAUUUGAAGGUGCUCUGGGGGGGAAAGGCAAAGGAAGGGCAUGGUUUGCCUACAAAAUGAUGAUGAAGAAGAAAUGGAUCAAGUUUCAGAAAGAUUUUGAAAAUUUCAGGACAUCCUGCAUACCAUGGGAUAGGAAGAUCAAAGAAGUGGAAAGUCACUUUGGGUCAUCGGUGGCCUCCUACUUCAUAUUCUUGCGGUGGAUGUACGGUCUGAACCUGGUGCUCUUCAGCUUAAUGUUUGGGCUUGUGGUCAUCCCCGAGGUUCUAAUGGGGCUACCAUAUGGAUCCAUUCCUCGGAAAACAGUACCUAGAGCUGAACAGCCUACGGCUAUGGAUUACUCUGUUCUUAUGGACUUCAAUGGUUACUGUGACCAAAAAGGUUGAAAAACACUGGACCGUUUUACAUCUCUAUAUAUAAAUGGGCCUCUGAAAUUCCGACUGCCACUCUCUUAUCUAUUGGUAGGGAUUGGAAUCUUCGGCUACAGCCUCAUGGUUGUCAUUAGAACAAUGGCUAAAAAUCAGGAUGUCGGCGGCGGGGAUGAUGCAGAUAAUGAGUUCACUUUCUCCUGGAAGAUGUUCACCAGCUGGGAUUACCUCAUCGGAAAUCCUGAGACAGCGGAUAACAAAUACGCCUCAGUCACCACAAGCUUCAAGGAGUCCAUCGUGGACGAGCAAGAGAACCAGAAAGAUGAGAACAUCCACCUGCGGAGGUUCCUGCGGGUGCUGGCGAACUUCAUGAUCACCUGCAUCCUGGGAGGCAGCGGCUACCUCAUCUUCUUUGCGGUCUCGCGGUCACAGGAGUUUGCCAACAGGGAUGACAUUGGGUGGUACGAGAAAAAUGAGGUUGAGAUCAUCAUGUCUUUACUGGGCCUGGUCUGCCCUCCAUUGUUUGAAACCAUUGCUGAGCUAGAGGAAUACCAUCCCCGUAUUGCCCUCAAAUGGCAACUCGGUCGCAUAUUUGCCCUCUUCCUAGGCAACCUCUACACCUUCCUCUUUGCUCUGUUUGACGAGGUCAACAACAAGCUUGAGGAGGAAGUACACAUUAAGAAUAACUCAGUUUGGUUCCUGAAGGAGUACCUAGCCAACUUCUCCAUGUACAACAACGACUCUGAGGCCACGGCUCCGCCCAUCAACCCUGCUGAUGCCAUCCGCGGACCGUGUUGGGAGACUAGCGUUGGACUUGAGUUUGUGAAGCUGACUGUUUCAGACAUCCAGGUGACCUACCUGACUAUUCUCAUAGGUGACUUCCUACGGGCCUUCAUUGUGAGGUUUCUCAACUACUGCUGGUGCUGGGACCUGGAGGCAGGAUUUCCAUCAUAUGGAGAGUUUGAUAUCAGUGGCAAUGUCCUGGGGCUGGUCUUCAAUCAAGGAAUGAUCUGGAUGGGUGCAUUUUACGCCCCUGGUUUGGUGGGCAUCAACGUCUUACGUCUGCUGAGCUCCAUGUACUACCAGUGCUGGGCUGUGAUGUGCUGUAACGUGCCCCAUGAGAGAGUCUUCAAGGCCUCCAAGUCCAACAACUUCUACAUGGGCCUCCUCCUCCUCAUUCUCUUCCUCAGCCUGCUGCCUGUAGUCUACACCAUCAUGUCUCUGCCGCCCUCCUUUGAUUGUGGUCCUUUCAGUGGUAAAGCGAAGAUGUUUGAUGUUGUCAUGGAAACAAUUGACCUGGACCUGCCGGCCUUCAUAGGGACGCUGUUUGGUUAUGUGGCAAACCCAGGGCUCAUCAUACCAGGUGUUCUGCUCAUGGUGCUUGCCAUAUAUUACCUGAACUCUGUAGCAGAAGCCUACAAGAAUGCCACCUCGGAGCUGAAAAAGAAAAUGCAGAUGGCCAGAGAUGAGGAAAAGAACAGGCGUAACAACAAGAAAAGCACCAACCAGCAACAGCAGGACCUAGAAGACCUGCUCCCAAAGCGAUCUCUGGCACCUCCCCCUCCCCCAGAGAACAACACCGAAAAAAAAGAGGAGAAAGGUGGGAGGGGGACCAGAGUGAAGCCAGGUGCUGCAGGAGGCGUUAACAUGCAGAAGGAUGUGUCACUGGCAUCAGCCAAUCCGAACGCUCGAGGGCCAGUGACCCGGGAACCUGCACCUCGGGGACCAGGGGCACUUCCGGGAAACCCACAGGAACGUGGUGAGAAAGGUCGAGGACGAGGUGCCCCAAGACAAUAAACUGCCGCAACCCCUCGCUAGUCUGCUAAUCGCUGAUCCAUGUCACUUUUUAAGGAACAGUUGAGUAACAUUGCACUUUUAAGAGGUGUAGCGUAAACACUAAUCUCCUUUUAAAAGCAAUAUAAACAGUAAAUUAAUGUGUGUUGGAAGUCUGAAAUGGUGUGAUAUGUUAAACGACUUUAGAUUUUAAUGGACAUUGUUAGUUUAAGAUAAAUUGUUGUUAUUUUCAUGUUGAAAAUUGGUAUCAUUUAAGUAGAAAUUCAAUAUGGCUGAACAUUCAUUUGAUUGUUGACUUAUUGUUGAAAACAACUCUAAUGUAUUAUUACCACUGAUUUUUUGUCCAGUUUAUUAUAAUCCUGGAAGAGCAUUAGCGCAUCUUCACUAUGGCAAAAUAAGCUAGGAUGAUCUACAAAGCAUUUAAUUGUUUAUUUUUUUUAUAUUAUGUUGUA